Molecule: messenger RNA, 939 nt
Organism: Ornithodoros turicata
Lineage: Eukaryota; Metazoa; Arthropoda; Arachnida; Ixodida; Argasidae
Product: neprilysin-2-like
Exons: 1
Coding region: 1-939 (312 amino acids)
Biological process (GO): protein processing
Cellular component (GO): plasma membrane
Molecular function (GO): metalloendopeptidase activity
Source: RefSeq, a predicted model, not a curated record
AUGCCGGUGGCGUUUUCUGCGUCCUACCUUUCUAAAGUUAUCACUGAAGACGCUAUCCAAGCAGCGGAGGGCAUUGUGCUCAACGUCAGAGACGCCUACAUCGCAUCGCUCAUCAACACCAGCUCGCUCGAUGACGAACCGAAAGCAGCCGCCAUCGCAAAGUUGAAGGCCAUGGAGUUCUAUUCAGCGUACCCAAAGGGUCUCAUCGACGUCCAGCAACUAGAAGCGUAUUACGAAGGAUACACACCGGAGGAACGGGAGCCAUUCUUUGACACUCGGCUGCGAGGGGCUAAAGCGCUCCAAGCAAAGAAAAUGAGCGCCAUCAACACCGGGGCUGUGUUUCCUGUGUAUGAAUCAAAAGUAUUCUACGUGGUUCACAGCAAUCGGUUAGUAGCUUUGGCACCCGCUCUUCGACCGACGCUCUUUAUACGAGACGGUCCGGCGUCGUUCAACUACGGUGGGUUAGGAGCGCUAGCCGGACGAGAGAUCAUGUACGGGUACGACUUGAACGGCAGCACGUACGACGCGUUCGGAAAUAAGCACAACUGGUGGUCACCACCUGCGAGGGACCACUACUUGAAACAAGCGCAGUGUGUGAGGCUGUCGGCUUACACCCUGACCGAAGGAAGCGUGAAGUUGGGCAGCGAGGCAGGUGAUGUACUCCUCGCUGACUUAGUGGGUCUGCAAAUGGCGGCCAGAGCCUUUCAAGCUGUCGCUGGAGGAAAGGAUCCCGUGCUCCCAACACUUCCAUUCUCUCCGAUGCAGCUAUUUUUCCUCGCUCACUGCUACAAAUGGUGCGACGGGCAUGACGAAACGGACGGCCUUCGCCAUAGGGAACGAUGCAACGUUGCCGUCACGAAUAUGGCGGAAUUUGCGGACGCUUUCAAUUGUAAACUCGGCGACCGUUUAAACCCCUCUGAGAGGUGUUCCUUCUUCUGA